Naumovozyma dairenensis CBS 421 is the source of this 2346-nucleotide messenger RNA. It is a transcript of the gene EXO84, whose product is annotated as exocyst subunit EXO84. The record is from RefSeq and is a predicted model, not a curated record. Gene Ontology annotation, cellular component: exocyst. The coding region runs from base 1 to 2346 and encodes 781 amino acids. Gene Ontology annotation, biological process: Golgi to plasma membrane transport; intracellular protein localization; exocytosis. Lineage: Eukaryota; Fungi; Ascomycota; Saccharomycetes; Saccharomycetales; Saccharomycetaceae. The transcript has a single exon.
AUGGUAGACUUCUCUUUAAGGAAAGCAAGGAAUAAUUGGAAGAAAUCGUCCUCCCCUAUAAGACAAAAGCAACCUCAGACUCCAACUACUAAAUCAUCAGUCACUUCUUCACCUUCGAAAACCAAACCAACAAAGAAGAAGAAUCCAUAUGCCAACUUGGGCCAACAACAACAACAACAACAACAGACAUCAACUUCGAAUGCCUAUUCAGAAUUACCAACAGUGGAUCGGAAGGCCAAGAACAAAGUUGCCACAUCAAUGCAAAGAAGAUUAUCAAUCCAUAAUGCAAACUAUAUCCCUCCAAAAUUAGAUUAUUCAAUACCCUUACCACAAGGCAUACCGCCAUUACCAAACAUCCCUGCCAUCGGAGGAGGAGUAGGAGAUACCAUGAAAGCACCAGUGGAUAGUUCUACCACAACAUCAAACAGACAAAUGAAAAAGGAAUCACAACUAUCUAAGAUGUCGCAACCAAAGACUCUUCGUCAUAUCUUAUCAGACCCUAAAUUUAAUGCAAAGAAUUUCGUCAACGAGAAUUUAACUGAAGCGAACGCAUUAGACAUUGAUAAAUUUACUUCAAAUUUGACAAAUUUAUCAGAAUACGUUCAAGAGGAAAUCAAAAGAAACAUUAAUGAUUCUUAUCAUGAAAUUAUGGACGUUAAUAAGGAUCUUUCCAUUGCUGUGGAGGAAUUGAAACGAUUAAGAAUUAAUAUUAAGGCAUUGGGUGAGGUUAUGGAGAGAUUCGAAACUAUCGCUAAGAAUAGAUUGGAUUUAGAAGCUUCCAUAAAAACACCAGGUGGUAGUAGUGGUAAUAGUGCUAAUGGUAGUGGCGGAUUAUUACCAGCGAAGAAAACUACUAGUGCCGUUAAUGGUGUAGGUAGUAAUGUUACCAGAAAUCGUGGUAGAGAUAGAAGUAGUGUCUUGUAUUUAGAAAAGACUUGGGAUGAAGAAUUAACCGCUUUGUUUAAGAAUGUUGAAGGAAUACAAAAAUUUAUUACUCAUUCUAAUAUUAACUCGCAUCAAGGUAGACAUUUGUUAUUGGAGAGUAAUGAUUGGAUGGAAUUAAAUAUCAAUACCUUAAAAUCAUUCCAAAAUGUUAAAUUUUUCAUUCUAAAUGAUUUUAUAUUAAUCGUCACGGGGAAACAUGGUAGAGAUGUCAUUAAACAAAAUGAAUAUGUAGUGAACCAAUGUAUCCCAUUAAAUGAUGUUACUGUGGUGAAAGAUGAUAUAUAUCCUAAUAGACUUCUCCUUAAAUUUAUUAACGGUAAUAAUGGUAAUUGCCUUUAUCAAAGUCGCUCAGAAGAUGAAUGUGAUAAGUUAAUUGACUCGAUUAGAAAGGCUAAAGAUGAUCUUUGUGACAUAUUCCAAAUAGAACAAGAAAAUUCCCAAAAGAUUAAAGAAUCCUUCAAAUACUUACAAUCACAAAAUCAACAAACACCUUCUCAUCCAGGGAAUAGAGAGUCAGUUACAAAGAGCCCCAUAAAGAGACAAAGUAUUGGUUCAUCAGUGACACCAAAGAGAAUUAAUAGUUUAAAUAUGACAACAACUAGCCAUCAUGGUAACAAUGCGACCGUAGUCGGGGCUUCAGAUCUAAUUUCCUUUAGAUACUUUAUCCUUUCCAUGCAAGCUCGUUCCAGAUCUAAUGGUAUGUCAUCAAUUGCUCAACAAUUGAAAAGAUUAGAUGAUUGUAUUGAAGAAGUGGAUAUUAAAUUGACAAGAUUAAAAUUUGCCGUGGCAGUGGAUACUUUGCAAACUGUGGAGAAUCAAUUAACUCAAUUGGUUGAUAAUAUGAAUAAUGAUGAAGAAAUGAUGUUAUACAAUGUUUUGAUUUUAAAAAUACAACAAAGGCGAGAAGUAAUCAUUUCUAAAUUAUCAACGAGUAUUUUGUUUAGUAAUAAUGAUAUUACUAAAUUGACAUCAAAUAUAAAGACUAUGAUUAAAUUAGGAUUACCUGAACAAAGUUUAGAUUUAUUUUUAAACAACAGGACGAAUUUGAUACAAGAUUUGAUUUUACAAAUAGGAGCUGUUGAUAAUUCGACUAAUUAUCUUAUUCAAUUAGCCGUCGUUAGAUUUCAAACUAUUAAUCAAACGAUAUUAAAGUUUGAAGAUAUCUUCCGAAAGGAAUCUUCAUGUGAUAACAAGAUUUCUUCCAUCUUAGUCAGUUGGUGUAACGAAGAAGUAAAUAAACAUUUCAAAUUGAUUGAGAAAUAUUUGCUUAAUGACGAGAAGCUGUCCCCAAUUGCAAUCAAGGCUACAAGGAAACAAUUGGAUGAUUUAAAAUCUGUCGGGUUGGAUUUCGUUUACAAAUUGGAUGAAUUCUUGAGACAAAACGUUUCUCGAAUCGGGUGA